Molecule: messenger RNA, 1254 nt
Organism: Heterostelium album PN500
Lineage: Eukaryota; Evosea; Eumycetozoa; Acytosteliales; Acytosteliaceae
Product: OTU domain containing protein
Exons: 4
Coding region: 1-1254 (417 amino acids)
Source: RefSeq, a predicted model, not a curated record
AUGGCAUCGAUAACACAACCACAGCAACAACAACAACCACCACCACAACAACAAUUCCAUAGAAUGGAUUUGAUUUUAGAACAACUUCAUUUUAGAUUCUUGGAAUUUCAACAAAGAUAUAUUGGCGAUGAGAUUUCAGUGUUUAGACGUCUUCCCAUAACAAAGAAAUCGUAUUCCAACGCCACUGUUAAUAUACACUAUGGUGAGCAUAUCACCACUGGUCUCAUUCCUUUUGCACUGCCACGCAAUGGACAGAUUCUCAAUCAGAUCUCACCGGAUCUCUCGAUAUUCGAUGCGUUGCAAUACUACAUGGAUGGUGUGGCGUCGCUGAUCGUCGCCAAGACACUCGAUACGAAACACGACCGUUUCGACAAAUCGAUAAAGAUCUAUUGGAGCGUCUCACUGAACGCCAUCGAAAAACUCAAUAACACCGGAAUCAUCUAUUCAUUCCUUCGUCACAUCUGUCAACUCUACCCGGAGCACUCUGAGUACGUCUACUCACUCGGCACAUUCUGCUACUCCUACUUCAAACUUCACCAGAAUGCACACCAAAUCAGUGCAAUUCGUUUCUUUAACCAACCAAGAGAUAGAACCAUCGAUUUACACGUCUACUCCAAAAUGCAUUCUCUUCUCAAAGAAUCAAACAAAUCUUUCUUGAUUGAAAUGGAGAAACAACCAAGUCAAACAACAGAUUAUUGGUUUAUAUAUGCAAAGACAUGUUGUUUAUUGGAUAUAGAGGAGAAAGCACAAAGUUGGAUACAAUUAUAUAUUAAUAAUGCAUUCGAUAGAAUAAAGUUGGCAAAGAUUGUUGCUUCCGAUCAAGACGUGGAGCCUUAUCAUACAAAGUCAUGGUACAAGGAGAUUAUGCAGUCGGUCGAGUUGGAAGAGGUCAGAAGAGUCAAGGAAGAACAGGCAAAGAUGGAACAACAACGCGUUGAGAGAGAACAACAGAUGUUGUUGAUUCAGCAACAGGAGGAAGCAAUGAAGCAGUUGCAAAACCUGGCGAUUGCCGAUCAGUUUGAAAUUAUACCGAGUGCUGCCGAUCAGUAUCAAGAGAUCAAACAAAGUCUUAUCUGUGACGGUUACUCACCAAAGAAUAUGAAUAACGACGCACUCUUGAUUUCCUCGGUGAUCUUGCUCAGUAUGACUCAACCGAAAGAGGCAAAAGAGGCAGAGGCUGCCAAGAAGCGUUUGAACGACCGUCUCGAUCUCUACAUGCUCAAGAACAGCAAGGAGAUUCCGGGUGACGAUUGA